ACAUACUUGUAAGUUUACUCAGGGUCGCCCAGAAGUUUUAUUUGAAAUCACUCAUGUGGUUAGCUUGUGGAUGAUAGCUAGAAAUGGGUAAAAUUUAUUGUGAUAAGUGCCGUCGAAAAUGCCGCGGAGAUGUUUUGCGAGUAUCAAAUAAGUAUUUUCAUAAGGACUGUUUUAAAUGCACAAAAUGUAACAAAAGUCUUGAACAUGGCGGAUUUUUCGUGAAGGAUGGCGGAUUCUACUGUCAGGAUGAUUAUCGGCGUUAUUUUAUUGCAAAGUGCAAAAUUUGUUCGGAGGAUCUAACUGGGGAAGUAGUGACAGCCCUCAAUUUCUCUUUUCAUCGAGGUUGCUUCAAAUGUAAUAAGUGUUCGAUCACGUUCCGUCCUGGUGAUCGCGUUACUGUUUGGCAGGAGAAAUUCUAUUGUCCACAUUGUAUAAAUCAAGUAUGCUGUUCUGCAACUGUUAGUAGUGUUCCUAGUAAGAACCUUCUCCAAACACCUUUGUCUGUUACUGAUGAUGAAGGUUGUGUCAGUGCCAGUGAUAUGGCAUCGUCACAGUAUAUUCAUGAGCAGCUAAUCGAGAUGAACCAACCGCAAAACGAUUUAUCGUGCAUUUCUUCUGCUGGACUUCCUCAAAAAUCAAAAUCUAUUCUUCGAAAACCUGUCAUAGAACAAAAUGGUCUUCAUGCAUCCAAGGAGAGAGGAUACUUAAGCACAGAUUCUGGUCUCGGAGAGCGUUUAUGCGAAUCAACCAAUUUGGAGGAUUCAAACUAUAGGCAUUUAUAUGAUGGAACCUCUGAUCAGGAUAAAACUAAUGUACGUCAGGAGAAGUCUCACACUCUGUCUUUCCAUCUGUCUAGACACAGUUUAUGUGGACGAGUACCAAGCUCUAACUAUGGUCGAUAUUUAAAUCAAUCCUAUAUACAAUUGAGUAAUCAAAUCCCCAUACCGAAUAAUGAUCGAUAUAAACGUAACGUAUCCACUACAACUUUAAAUAGUUCGUCACAACCACGACAAUUUCACUUACCUGAUGGUGGUAAAAGUCGUUUUCUACCGCCUGGUACAAAAUUCUACGCAACAUUAUUUGGUCGUUCAGUUAGCAGUGCAAUCUCACCAUUGUAUAAUACUAAUACAAGUACACCACGUUCAACUAAUACUACUAGUACUGCUACUAAAAAUUGUCACCCUGACAUUAUUAUAUCACGUUCUCUUAAUAAGCCUUUUGCAUUGUCAGCUUUUAAUUUACAUGGUGAUAACCUUAAAACUGAUAAACUGUCAUUAUCGACAACAACAUCAACAAAAAAAAUCACCAGAAUCUUAUCUAAUACCACUGAUGACAAUAAUAAUUACAAUGAUAACAUUAUUGGUGACCAUACCAGUCAAUUAACGUCAAAAUCACAUCGAACAUAUAUGGAUGAUAUUAGUCAAUCUGGUCCAAUUUUACUAAAUGAUCGUAAUAUCACAUUGGAAACACGGAAAUUAGCUUGUUUACCGGCUGGACAAGAACGUGAUAAAAGUACGCCGAGGCCAAUUGAACGUUAUGAUUGGCCAGCGCCACCUGCUUCUGGUGUUGUUUUAGCGGAAUUAAUGCGUGAACGACGUCAACGACGUAGAGAACAAGCACGUUUAAGUGGUACACAGUUUUCUGGCGAUAUUGAUGAUUUAGAAAGUCAAGAAGCAUUGAGUAUUGAUUAUUCCUUUGAUGGUAUUCCUGAUACAACUGAUCAUUCUGUUGAACAUAUAGGAAUUGGACGAGCAAUUCUACGGGAAGAAGCUGAAAGUAAACGCCAAUCACGUUCACAAACCUAUUUAGACCCAGUGUCAGCGUCCAGAACUCCAAGUGCAUCAGUUGAACCGUCAUUUAAACCACGUUAUGCAACUCACCAGUUUGCAUUAGCAAAUCGUGAUACAAUUAAUAUGGGAGGAGCAACAGUAACAAUGAAUAUUCCUACCGAUUAUCAUCAGAAUAAUGCAUCACGAUACAACAUUAAUCCACCAAUUUUCAUUCCUGGUAGUUCAAUUAAACCUGGCUAUACUGGUGGUCAAUUAUCUUGCAACGAUCAAUUAAAGAGUAAAACAUUAUCAAUGAAUUAUCCAAUUUCAUCACUGUCAGUUGGAAAUGGGGGUAUUAGACAACAAUCGACCAAUCGAAUAUUGUUAAAUAAAUCUAAAGGUGUUACACUGGAUGGUCAUUCUCAUCUUUCACAUCAAUUGGAUGUGAAUGGGACGAAAUUUUCAAACGGCAACCUGCAACUAAGCAAACCUGAUAAUACUCAAUCAAAUACCAGUGAUUCAGUACGAAUUUAUUCACCAACAUCCGAUCAUCGCAAUGCAUCAAUAUAUACUACUAGUAUACUUCAUGGAGUUAAACAUAGUGGUACUACUACUUCGAUUCUAAAUGGUCAUUCAUCACAAUAUCUACAACAACAUAAUCUGAUAGAUUCAAUCAAUGGUAAAGAUUUCGAUGCUGAUCGUCGUCUGAUUGGAUCUAGUCCAAGUCAUCCCACUAUUCAGUUUUCAUCAUCAUCACCAACUGCUAUAUCUCAUAAGAAAUCAUCUUUACCUCAAUUGAUACCAUAUGAAAAACUGAAAGAAUACAAAGGGAUGUAUCCCAAAGGAAUUGAUCGUACAGCUGUAGAGACACAUUUAUCCGAUGAAGAAUUUCAACAGGUUUUCGCUUUAUCUCGAACAGCAUUUUAUCGUCUUCCAGAAUGGAAACGUAAUGACUUAAAACAUAGAGCUCAGCUUUUCUAAUUCUACUACAACUAGUCAGUCAAUUGACUAAUCAUUUUAUUUUUUUGAAGAAGAGGAAACAAUAAGUCAACAUACAUCAAAACAACAAAAUACUUGUGAAAAAUAACAAGAAAGAUUUAUUCCUUUACUAGUGUGGUAAGUUUUCGUCACCAGACUUUCUUAUGAAAUCUAUACAGGAAUCCGUUUGUUUGUGUUUAGUUGUCCGGUUUCAUUCUAUCUAAAAUCAAAUUAUUCAAUCUACCAAUGUUUAAAAAUAUCAAUACAUUUGGCGGUUAUCCCGGUCUUUCCUAAUUUCUUUAUCUCUUACCUAUUUUCAUGUAUUUAUCUUCAGUAGUUAAUUGUUUAUUAAAAGAAAAAAACGAAAAUAAUGAGCUUCGUUAAAAUAAACAAAUAAAUAGCAAUUCACUAGACAUUGAUCACUUUUUCGAAAAUGUUUCAAUUUAAUUUCGUGGCACCAAUUACCUUAAAACUGGAUAUUCAUUCAUUUUAGCUUGGUUCUCUCUCUUUGUGUGCAUAUAUAAACAUGCAUUUCGGUGUUUUUAGGUGUUUCAAUGAGUAUGAAUGUAAAUACUUCAGGAUAUUUCCCUUUUUAUUCCCUAUUCACUUCUAACAUUAUACUCAGAUUGCAUACCUAUAGAAUACUUUAGUUUUCUGUGUGUAAUGUUUACAUUUCCAUGAACAAUUUUCGCACAUAUGCACACAAGUUCAUUCAAAUGAUUUUUUUCACUUGUUGAUUCAUUUUAUUGUUUGUUUCUAAAUUAUGAUUUAUGUUAAAUAAUCCAUGUGUCAUUCAUAACACGUCAGCAGCAUUUUUGUUUAAGCAUGUGAAAAGAAAAAUUGUUGUUAUGAGUCUUUCAUUUGUUUUUCUUCUCCAUAUAAAUACAUAAUAUGGGUGCUUGUUCAAUUUAGAUUGACCACUCUUAAAACAAAUCUUUACAAAGACACAUUUAUAGAAUGUCAGGGAAUAUCAACAUUUUCUGUUCCAAUAUCAAUCCAUACAAUACAUCCUUCAUAAUAUGCAUGCAUAUGAUUCGUCAUAUUUUUAUUCCUCCUCAUCAACACCAAACUAUGCGAUUAUACAUAAAAACAUGAGUAAAAUAUUGCACAACUAGAUCUUUUCUAUUGUUGUGAUAAUUUUCCACCUCACUAUUUUUUAAUGACCGUUCAAAGUAGUUAAACAACUUUGAAGUUAUUAAUACCACUGACCAUGAUCCAUUUAUAGCAGUACCAGUUAUCGUUUACCAUAUCUAAAAAAUGUUCUAUUGUUAUUCACCAUUAGCAACGGCUCAGCAUCAAGUAUGUCUUCUUUUUUUAGAGAAAAACGUUAUCUAGUUCGUUUGCAAAAGAAAUUUGUGUAUUUUCCUUCUUAGAGAAGUUUGUUUUUAUUAAACUACUUUUUAUCCGUGAGCGCAAAACUCAACAAAACAGUUAGCCUGCUUACAAUUAAAACAUCUAUUAUACGUGUAACUAUAUGUAUCUCUGUAUACGUACACACGUAUACCCAUAUAUAAACUUGAAUUCAUCAACUUAAGCAAUUGGUGUUUGUGUUUUGCUAUCCAUAUCAUUUUUUUCUUUUCUAUAUAAAAUCACACCAAUUAUUUUCAACAUACAGAGUUACGCACAAUCCAAUAAAGAAACCUAAUAUUUAUCAGUUUCACCUAAAAAUUACAGUAACAUUACGAAAUAUGAAAAAGUGUACAUUCUGUUUUACUUUAUGCUUUCGUACUUGUCCCCCUCACCCACCUUCUUUAUUUCAUAUCUUCUCGUCGAUUGUUUUUUGUUUGAAAUAAUACAUCGUGGUAAAAAGAAACGGGUUAGUAUGUACAAAACGAGCUUAAAACAGUUGCCAAAAAUUUUCAACUAACUCUUAGUCCAUCACAAAACAGCUUUUGCAAAUGAGUAAUUUAUGAAGAGAAAAACAAUAAUAUCACAUAGGAUAAAUUGACUUUACACAUUUUGUGGAUCUACUUACAUAUACAGAAUAAAUUACCUAAAAAUUAAAGGAACGUCAUAUAAAUUUGUCUUUAUCGACAAAGAUUAUUCUCUUCAAACUCUAAGGAUCCAAAUAGAUUUUAAAGAGGCCUCAUACUGUUCUCGGUCAGGAGGUGUAGACUUACGGCUUUUAUUACAACCAUAAUACAUUGUAGCCAUAUGGAUAAAUGAAUUUCGUGCAAAAAUGCGAGAAGCAUUGUUUGAUUAGUUCAAUAAAAUAUAGUACCACCAAAUUGAAUUUUCUUUUGUCUGUUAUUCGUAAUCUACAGAGACAGAAUUGAACAACUGUUAAAUUAAACGUUAUUGUUUUUACUCUAUGGUAAAAUAAAGUAACUCGUAACUAUUUAAGAUGUUCUAAGUAGUAACAAAGGUAUUUCUACUGCUCUUUGUACGGAAUAUCUGAAUUUCAGACAAAUGUCUGGUGGUCGCAUCCUUGGUCCUGAUUGGCUUAUCCAUAUACUAUGCUUUUACCAAAAAAUCAAUUGAAGUUGUCCAUGUUAUUCGUUUUUGUAAAAAUUCGAUUAACUUUUUUCUUUGUAUGUGUAGAUAUGUACAUCUACAUUUUGUGUAAACAACGUAUAGGAUUUAGAUACAAUUCAUUCACGUUCAACCGCUGUGAUAUUGAUAAACUCUAUUUUCAGAUUUAGUAUCGAACAAAUAGUUAUGAAAUUUAACUGGUCAAAUUAUCAUGAUCAUGUAUGAAAAUAUAUGAUUAGAAUAAAGUCCUAUUUUUUCGCCAAUCAGUAAUCGUUCCAAUCGACCUACCAAAUAUUGGCUCGUGUAAUCGGCUCUGUAUUUCACUAUUUAUGCGGGGGCUAUUGAUACAAGUACCUAGAUGUCUAAGUUGAUGCAAAUUGAAUUGUGCCAUCUUGUAGUUCAAUGUCUUAGCUAUUAAACCACCUCUCUAUCUGUUCAUCACACGAUAGACAGGCUUGAUAUGUUGUAUGGUUUGUGUUCAAAAUACUGCUUGUUCGACUCAGUUUAACAGUAGAUUGUAUUUUUUGUAAUCAGGUAAUGAACUGUAUAGCGUACUAAACCAUUGCGAGUUAUUUUCUUAGCUGUUUAUUCUACAAUUCGAAGUGAGACUUUUUCAUCUCAGUUAUUCCACAUGUUACCAGAACUGGACUGUGGCUAGCAGUGAAACUCUGGAUACAUGUUUUGUUGUAUAUAAGACCCGUUGGUUGAGGUAUGUGUAACCUAGUGUUGUUUUUUACAUUGCAACUCGGUUCCAUUACCUUUCAUCACAUACUCUUACGCAAUAUUCACUGGUAUACUGACAUCAGGUAAUCAACUUGGUCAACUGGCAUGAUGUUAUUUAGUUUUUAUUCUCCCUUUUUUGUCAGGACGAAAUACUUAUCUUAAGUUGUGUAGCUACAAAUGAAUUUUGCUGAAACUAAUCAAAUUUUAAUAUCGAGGCAAUCCUCCCAUAUGACAUAUCUAUAGAGACUAGUUAACUAUAAUUCUUAUCUAUUGAGAUUUUGAACCAAUCAAUGUUGGAGCACCACUGAAAACCUGGGAGCACUUGACAACCGUUCUGUUUCAGUAUGGGACUGGUGAGCAGUGCACAUUCACGAUCCCACGCACGGACGCUUAACCUCCAGACCACUGAGCCACGAUCCAAC
This is a messenger RNA of Schistosoma intercalatum, 6364 nucleotides long. Lineage: Eukaryota; Metazoa; Platyhelminthes; Trematoda; Strigeidida; Schistosomatidae. The record is from the annotation of a GenBank genome assembly.